AUGGAUAGCAAUAAUUAAACCUAGAUCAAUAAAAACUUUGACUAUAAGUCAGCUCUAAAGACUCCUCGGGAGAGUGUAAAGGUUGAACUUAACUUUUCAGGGAAUGUUAAGGAAGAACUUGCUCGCUACAAAAAUGUGAACUUCGCCACGUUUCAUAACACUUCAAUUUAGAAUAAGUUCUCGACAAGAUUCUCAUCAAUAGCGAACGAAGAUCCUCUUAACAUCUAACCUUCUUAAAAUAUUAAUAAUGAACUUCCCGAGAUACACUCUCCAACAAUUAAGUCAACUAAAAACCACGUCAAAAAGUAAUAUUCAAUAAAUCCUUAGAGAGAUUAAAGACUAGGAGUCAAAAACUUACUUCAAUCCUAGCUAAAUCAAUCAAGGAUGCGGAGUUUGCUAGGUGAAACAUAGCAAGUGGUUUUGGACUAUCCAAGGCAAAUUAGACUAUCUUCAAAAAAUGAUACAAUAAGCUAGAUUAGAAAGUCUCUUAGAAAAAACAGAAUAUUUCAUACUCAAUAUGAUGCGUCAUUGGAAAAUUUGAAGUCUAGAAUGCUCUUAAAGGGAAUAUAUGAGCCCAAUAAGGUAGAUUAACCCUUUGACAAAGAAGCUUAAGUUAUUGAUCACAUUAAAUUAACCGGUAAUUAUAAAAAAGAAAAGUUAAAGAUAUGUGAAUUAUACGAUGAGGGUGAUUAAUAGUAAAUCAACAUUAGUACCAAAUAUAAUAGGAACAAAAGAAAUCCCUAAGAAAGUUAGGAUUAUUAGGAAAGACAAUAUUUUAACAGACUUAUCAAGGAGAAUGCAUUUAGAAAUAAGGAAGUCAUCCACAAGAAAGAUGAAGACGGCCAUGUUGUAAAUGAUCUUGAACCAAUAAAAUUAAAUCUGGAAUAAUAGAGAAAGAUCAUAGAACUAGUAAAUAAAAAGAAUUAGAUGCUUGAUAAAACAAUGCACAUGUCAUUCGAAUCUAAAAUCAAGAAAUUAGAAAAACUACUGGAAGAUGGUUACACAAUAGAAAUGACUGAGGAAACUAAAAUUGCCAAGAAAUCACCAUCAAAGUCAUUUAUAGUGAAGGAAAAGAUGUUUCUGACUUCAAGGGACAGGUAAUCUGAAAAAUCAAAUAACAGUAGUGUAAGCAAAUAUAUCAGCACUGAACCUAAUUCAAAAGAGAAUAAAACUAGCUAAAACUGGAGGAAAAAAGUGAAUGCUAAUAAGGAUAACAUUCUAGAUAAGAUUAAUCAAUCACUGAAGUUCAAAGUGAAUGAAACUUAUGAGAAGCAAGUUUAAAUAGACAAAAUCAAAGAAUUUACUAACGCUUUCAAUUAAAUCAAGAAAUAAAAGUAAUAACCUAAAAAUAAAAAAUUGAUAAUUUCACAUGAUGAAUCUAAUUUCGAGCCAUUAACAUCAUUUAACAUUACAGAGAAACAGUCAUACAGAGAUCAACUCAAAGAGAAGCUAUCUGUAGAGCAAAAUGCAAUUUAAGAUAAUAUCAAGUAAUUUUUAGAUAAAACUUAUAAUGUGAAAAAGGAUGUGAAACACUUGUCAGAAAAGCAAAUUAGAAGAGAGAGAAUACAUAAAUCUUUUGAUAUUACUUUACCUAGUUCUACAUAUAACUAGAAUAGAGAUUAGCAGCAAAAUAUGCUUUCAAGGCCAACUAUGCAGCAAUAAGGGGACAUGUUCUCAGAUAAUUUUGCCUUAAAUGAAAGCAGAAAUAGCACAAGUCCCAGACUUAAUCAUGACAGUCUGAUGCAGCAAAUAAGCAUGCUGGUCUAUGAUCAGCCAACCGAAAAGCCUAAAAAGGUUGAUAUCAAGAAACAAUAAUAGAAUGACAUUAGAAGCAUUAUCGAUAAUUGUUACUAGACUGAGGAGCAUGAGAAUUUUAAAGCUAUUAAGGAAUACUUUAAUAAUGAUCACAUCCUAGUUGAGCAGCAAUAGGAUAGACUACUUCGAGCUAUUGAUACUUAUUAGGAAUCAUUCCUGGCAGUGAUAAAGCAAUCUAAAAAUGAGAAAAGUCUCUACUGCAAUGACAUCAUGAUGGAGUAACUUAAAGAGGACGGUGAAAACUUUGAGAACUUUUUAAGGCCAGAGUACAUGGAUUAAAUUAAGAAAGAAAAAAUGAACAAUCUGAGAAGUGUCCUGUUUGGCAAAAAAACUAAAAUAUGGAAGCCUUCCAAGUAUGAAAUACCCAGAAGCAUAAGGAAUGUUUUCUUAGGGAAUGGAGCAGCAGAUCCUUGA
Stylonychia lemnae is the source of this 2229-nucleotide messenger RNA. The record is from the annotation of a GenBank genome assembly. Lineage: Eukaryota; Ciliophora; Spirotrichea; Sporadotrichida; Oxytrichidae.